Molecule: messenger RNA, 318 nt
Organism: Ilex paraguariensis (yerba mate)
Lineage: Eukaryota; Viridiplantae; Streptophyta; Magnoliopsida; Aquifoliales; Aquifoliaceae
Source: the annotation of a GenBank genome assembly
AUGACAGGAUACACAAUUAUCAGAUACCAUCUGAUGAUUGCUAUGCUCAUUUGGAGGUACAGUUCAGAUUCUAUCUCGUCGAAGGUUGAAGGUGUACUUGGCCGGACUUACCAACCGGAGUUCAAGAAUCCAGCAAAGCCAGGUGUCGCGAUGCCGGUAGUGGGAGGGGAAGACAAGUACAGAACCACUUCUCUUCUGUCUGCAGAUUGUAGUUCUUGUGUCUUCUCUCCAAACGAAGAAAUGAAUCGAGAGGAGUCAGUAGUGAUAAACUAUGGCUCCUUGGACUGUACUGGUGGAGCCAGCAGUGGGAAUGGAAUU